Phoenix dactylifera (date palm) is the source of this 1992-nucleotide messenger RNA. RefSeq names its product nine-cis-epoxycarotenoid dioxygenase 4 (gene NCED4). Gene Ontology annotation, cellular component: chloroplast stroma. Lineage: Eukaryota; Viridiplantae; Streptophyta; Magnoliopsida; Arecales; Arecaceae. Gene Ontology annotation, molecular function: carotenoid dioxygenase activity. The record is from RefSeq and is a predicted model, not a curated record. Gene Ontology annotation, biological process: carotene catabolic process.
AGGUGAUCAAGAUUCAAGCCCCUGGGGCAGCGUGCGACAGAGAAAAGGAGAGUACUCCAAGCUACAUUCUCCGGGAUGGACGCUCUCUUCUCCUCCCCCACCUUCCUCCGCAUCUCCGCCGUUAGAACCGAAGACAAGCCUCCUCGCACCACUAUUCACCAACCUUAUAAACCAAAAACCAGCACCACUACUACAACCCAACCCAACUUGGAGAAGAGCAAGAGCCCGGGAAGCUCACCGCCUCCGACCAACCGGGCGCAGGCGCCGCCGCCGUCAAUCCCCGCGGCCCUAUGCAACGCCCUCGACGACCUGAUCAACAACUUCAUCGACCCGGCGGUCCACCGCCCCUCCGUCGAUCCCCGGCACGUCCUCUCCGGCAACUGGGACCCCGUCGGCGAGCUCUCCCCGACACCCUGCCCCGUAGUCCGAGGCCGCAUCCCCCGCUGCCUCGCCGGCGGGGCCUACAUCCGCAACGGGCCAAACCCCCAGCAUCUCCCGCGCGGGCCCCACCACCUCUUCGACGGCGACGGCAUGCUCCACUCCCUCCUCCUCUCCUCCACCUCGGCCACCGGCGAUGCCGUCCUCUGCUCGCGCUACGUCCACACCUACAAGUACCUGCUGGAGCGCGAGGCCGGUGAACCGGUCCUCCCGAGCGUCUUCGCCGGCUUCCACGGCGCCGGCGGGAUCGCCCGCGGCGCGGUGGCCGCCGCCCGUGUGCUGACGGGGCAGAUGAACCUCCUGGAGGGCGCGGGGCUGGCCAACACCAGCCUGGCCUUCCACGCCGGCCAACUCUACGCCCUGGGCGAGUCGGACCUCCCCUACGCAGUCCACCUGGACCCGUCCUCCGGGGAGAUCGCCACCCGGGGCCGGUGCGACUUCGAGGGGCGGCUCGUCAUGGGGAUGACCGCCCACCCCAAGAAGGACCCUGCCACCGGCGAGCUCUUCGCCUUCCGUUACGGGCCGGUGCCGCCCUUCGUCACCUACUUCCGCUUUGACCGGGCGGGGCGCAAGUUGGCGGACGUGCCCAUCUUCUCGGUGCGGGAGCCCUCCUUCCUCCACGACUUCGCGGUGACGGAGCGGCACGCGGUGUUCCCGGACGUCCAGAUCGUCAUGAAGCCCAUGGACAUGGUGCUGGGCGGCGGGGCGCCCGUGGGGUCGGACCGGGGGAAGGUGACCCGCCUCGGAGUGCUCCCCCGCUACGCCGCCUCGGAGGCCGAGAUGCGCUGGUUCGAGGUCCCCGGCCUGAACCCCAUCCACGCCGUCAACGCCUGGGAGGAGGACGGAGGCCGGACUCUGGUCCUGGUGGCCCCCAACGUGCUGUCGGUGGAGCACGCCCUCGACCGGAUGGACCUGGUCCACAGCUGCGUGGAGAUGGUGCGGGUCGACCUCGAGAGCGGCGCAGCGACGCGUACACCGCUCUCUGCCGAGAACCUGGACUUCGGGGUGAUCCACCCGGGCUAUGUGGGGAGGAAGAACCGGUACGCCUACCUCGGGGUGGGGGACCCCAUGCCCAAGAUUUCUGGAGUGGUCAAGCUGGACUUCCAGAAAGCCGGCCGGGGGGACUGCGUCGUCGCACGCCGGGAAUUCGGCCCCGGCUGCUUCGGCGGGGAGCCCUUCUUCGUCCCGGAGGGCGACGGGAAAGAGGAGGACGCGGGGUAUCUCGUGUCUUACGUGCACGACGAGGGGAGCGGGGAGUCGAGGUUCGUGGUGAUGGACGCGCGGUCGCCGGAGCUGGACGUGGUGGCGGAGGUGCUGCUGCCGAGCCGGGUGCCCUACGGCUUCCACGGCCUCUUUGUCACCCUGACGGACCUGCGAUCGCAGCGCCCCCGAUAGUAUUGAUCGCUUGCCCUGUAGCGCAUUGACGUGGCCGUCGCAUACAGUAAUGCAUGAAUAAUACAACUCAAUUGAAUAUGUAUAAAAUAUAUACAAAUAUCCAUAUCCAUAGUUUCAUACAUAUUUAAUGUUAUGAAAUUCCGCUUCUAUUUUUGGUAA